Molecule: messenger RNA, 1301 nt
Organism: Selaginella moellendorffii
Lineage: Eukaryota; Viridiplantae; Streptophyta; Lycopodiopsida; Selaginellales; Selaginellaceae
Exons: 3
Source: RefSeq, a predicted model, not a curated record
CAUAGCUAGGGUUAGCAGUGGGGAUGGCGUCUGGAUCUGAGCCCAUGCCUGUGGAUGGGCCGAUUUUCAGCCUUGAAAGGCAAAUAGAGGGAGUCGAGAAGCAAAUAUGUGAGGCUGAGGAGCAGCUGAAGGCAACAAAUGAUGCUGAGGAGGAGCGGUACUGGCGGAAAAGGGAGAACCACCUGAGGCAAAAGGAGAACCAGCUGAGGCGAAAGGAGAACCAGCUGAGGGAAGAAAAACUUAUCUUACUCAAGGCGCCUUCAGCUCCUACCACUGAUUCUGAUGUGCAAGGUAUCUUGGACCAUGUAUGGAACCAGAUACAUAGAGCAGAUCGAGAACUUCUUGAGCCAAGCGAUUUGAAGGCCAGCUAUCCAGACGUUUGCAAAGGGACGGUUCCUCAAGCUCCUGGCAGUCGUAAACCUUGCCUUCUCUGGCAUUGCCUCGAGGAGGCUUUUCCGGCCUCCAAAUACAUUCUGGAUCAAGUGGAUAUAGCCCGUCCUGGCCUGGUGGUCCUUUUCGAUGUUUCUGGCUCUGGAAAGACUCGAACACUAUAUGAGAUUGCAGUCGACCGUUUGGCUCUGUAUUUUGUUGGUGUUCCUAUGGGACGGAUUGGAUCGGAGGGCUCUGCAGACUUGGAUGCGCUGGUUAGUCGGCUAAUGGUUCUGUAUCCAGGAAACCAGUCAAUUCCGAUGCGCGUGACGCGGUGCUGCUUCAAAGCUGUUCUUCUCAGCAGAUUCUUCAUCUUAGACAAGUUGAAGGAGGUAGCAGGAAGCAUGCCACCUCAGGUUUGGGCCAAGUACUGGUUGUUUAAGCAGGUUGGAUUUGCGUUACUACCCUUCAAGAAUGACCCGUUCUACGUCCUAAGUGAUAGACUACUCGAGUUAGUAUCCAGUGACUGUGGGAUCGAAGGGGUAUUUGAUCGUUUGAUCGAGACACACAAGAGGGACUGGAGUGGGCCGAUUAUACUCGACGAAUGCCAGGUGGUGCAGGACACCUUGGUGAAUAGGUUUGAUUCACCUACAGCUGGGUCAAGAACAAGAUCUCUAUUGGAUGUGUUUGUGCCGGUGUUGGUCGAUGCUGGGUUUCGCACAAGCACGUUCUACUAUUCUGGUACAGGAGGAAAUAUGGUUUCUGUUGCACACAAUAUUUCUGCUACACUCAAACAGAGACUUUCAGUUGCAAUGUUCUGUCACUUUGGAGGAUUUUAUGAGGAGGCCGACCUGAAGGAUUAUGCUAGUCGGAUCCUUAAAGAUACAUCACCAGGUGGAUUUUCACAGGGUCUUCCAGCUAUACAAGGGGCG